Molecule: messenger RNA, 2085 nt
Organism: Staurois parvus
Lineage: Eukaryota; Metazoa; Chordata; Amphibia; Anura; Ranidae
Source: the annotation of a GenBank genome assembly
AUGGUGUACGACGAUGCCAACAAGAAAUGGAUACCAGCAGGCGGCUCUACGGGAUUUAGCAGAGUCCAUAUUUAUCACCAUACAGGAAACAAUACGUUUCGGGUGGUGGGCAGGAAGAUCCAAGACCACCAGGUGGUGAUCAACUGUGCCAUUCCUAAGGGGCUGAAGUACAACCAGGCGACUCAGACCUUCCACCAGUGGCGGGAUGCACGACAAGUUUACGGGCUCAAUUUCGGGAGCAAAGAAGAUGCCAAUGUUUUUGCAAGUGCCAUGAUGCAUGCCCUGGAGGUGUUGAACUCCCAGGAAUCUGGUGAGUGUGAAACUCUACUUCUGUUCUCAUGGUCGGCCAAAUACAAAGUAGGAGUUGGUCCUACGUUGUCUCGUCAGAAUUCCCACAUACCGCUGCAAGUGCAGAAUGGCCCCUCGCAGGAAGAGCUGGAGAUACAGAGACGGCAGCUGCAGGAGCAGCAGCGGCAGAAGGAGCUUGAACGUGAGCGUCAGGAACGUGAACGUAUGGAACGAGAGCGCCUGGACCGCGAGAGGCUGGAGAGGGAAAGGCUGGAGCGAGAGCGGCUUGACAGGGAGCGGCUGGAGAGGGAGCGCCAGGAGCAGCUGGAGCGAGAGCUGCAAGAACAAGAGAGGCUGGAGCAAGAGAGGCAAGAGAGAGAGCUGCAGGAACAGCUGGAGAAGGAGCAGCUGCAAUGGGAACGUGAGAGGAGGGUUUCCAAUGCUGAAUCAUCUUUUGACAACUCGUAUAACACCGCACAUCUUGAUUACUCUAGCUCUCAGUCUCAUUCCGCUUCCCCCAUCUCUUAUGCUAAAGCCAUCUCUGUCCCAGUGUCAUCUAUAUGCACAGACUCCAUCGCUGACUAUGUCAUUGUCACUUCUCAGUCCAUCAGCUCUACACCACCCACCCCUCCCCUGCGCCAUUCUGCCUCACGAUUUGCCACAUCGCUGGGCUCUGCCUUCCAUCCUGUCCUUCCACAUUAUGCCACUGUUCCUAGGCCUAUAAAUAAAGUUUCACGGCCGCCAUCCCCUGUGAACCAAGCACCUCCUCCACCACCCCCGCCUCCUCCCCCAGUGAAGCCCAUAACGUGGUCUGCUUCUAACUUUGCUCCACUUCCUCCAUCUCCGCCAGUUAUGAUCAGCAGUCCGCCUGGCAAGGCCACAGGCCCUAGGGCUGUACAUCUAGUAUCUGCAGCUCAGUUGGCGCUCCUGUCCUCCACACCGAAUGGGCACGCGGAUGCUCCUUCCUAUGACGCGUCAUGUACUCCUGCCCCUCCACCACCACCACCCCCACCACCUCCAUCAUUUGCUCCAUUCUCACUGUCCUCAUCUCAAGCUGUCACUUGUUCUCCGAGCGCUUCUGUUGUCUCAGCAUGCCAGCCAAGUGUUCUCCCUUCUCCCUCUGCAGCUUCCCCCGCCUCUGUCGAGAACUCUUUACUCUCUGUGCUGGGAGACACCUGUGCUUCUCAGCCAGAUUUGACCACCUCCUCUCAACCGACUGACCCUGCGGCCCAUCCGGGGUGUUGUACCAGGACCGCCAGCGCCUCCACCCCCACCCCCCCUUUGCCAACUGGUUCGAAUUUGUCUCAAGUGGGCAUGCCCCCGCCUCCCCCAGCCCCACCACUUCCGCCUUCAGCUCCUGCCCCACCUCCUCCCCCUGGUCUCCCUCCUCCACCCGGUCCUCUACCCCCUGCACCUAUGUCAACUCCUCCUCCACCAGCUCCCCCACCACCUCCUGCACCUCCACUUCCUUUUUCCACGGCUUCCAUGACCUCAGAAGACAACCGUCCGCUAUCUGGUCUUGCUGCUGCUUUAGCUGGAGCCAAGCUUCGAAAAGUGUCUCGGACUGAAGAUGCCUCCGGUCAGGCGAGUGCAAGUUCGGCUGGAACCAGCUCGGGACCCUCUAAGGCUGAAUCGAGUCGUGGAAAUGGCCCUCUGCCGAUGGGUGGCGGUGGACUAAUGGAGGAAAUGAGUGCACUACUAGCCAGGAGGAGACGGAUUGCAGAGAAAGUACCAGCAGACUCUGACUCGAAAGAAGACAAAACGGUAAGCGUGAGACUACAUCUGCAUAAUACGUGA